AUGAGGUUUUCUCGUGUCAUUUGUGGUCGGCUACGACGGCGCACGCAUGGCAGCGUGCCGGUCAUGCAGCAGCAGAAGCAGCAGUGUGCAUGGGAAAGAGAGGAGACGUUGGCCACCUUUCCUCUGAGUAAUGCAGAGAGGACGGCAAGUGCGCUUGCAUUUCAGUUGUUAGAGAGGCACCGGCGUCGACACGCAGCAGACAUACAUGGGCGGGCCGCUGUGGGUAGUGGCGGUACGUCAGAAGUUGGCUCGCAUCCGACGCAGGAGGAAAUUCAAGAAGGGCCAUUAAACAACUCCCGGACUCGGCCCUCGCGUCUGCCCGCCGUAGAUGCUUUUACAGGGUACGGCAAAACUGCUGUCACGACAAACUUGGCGCACUUGGCGGAUCCACGGGUUGUGGAUACACGGAAUCUGCUGGAGGCCACAGACCGAGAGUGGGAAGCGCUGACGGCACGAAGCAAGAUGUCAGCUACCUUAACGGAUACCGACGACCGACCCAAAAUGUGUGCGUGGGUUCGAUAUUCCCGCGGCAACGCCUCGGCGCACCUCCCUGAGAAAUUCGGUGAGAAAAUUAUUACACCGUUUGAUGCCGUGAUGCGACGGUACAACUCGGUGGUGACAAAUCAUAGAUUCCGCGUUGUAACGGUGGAUGCUUUUUGUAGCUGGCGUGUAAACAUGCCUGCGAGCCUGACGCAGCGGGGCACCAUGCGUUGUGUUUUGGCACGAAAAGAACAGCUGGAUCGCCAAAAUGAAUGGCGUAAACUGAGGAAAUCUCAGUUGCCGCUAGGAAGUGACAUUGGCGAUGGUAAAUUCGAUACGGAAAGGAGAAAUGUGGAGAAAUUAUCGUCUAGCCGAAAUUUUAGCAGUAUGCCUUUUGCCUCUCCCGUAUUUCGUCGGUAUUGUUUGCAGUUUGGCAGUCAUACACUGCGGCGAGUGGCAUUCUUGACAGACCCUACGUUGUAUUUUGUUCUGUGUAACUGGCGUUCAACCGGUAAUGAAUCCCUUAUGGAAGUACGCCAGCAGGCGGAGUGCUUGAGCCACCGCUAUAUGUCGAUGGCAUAUCUUCCCUGA
Molecule: messenger RNA, 1071 nt
Organism: Trypanosoma cruzi
Lineage: Eukaryota; Euglenozoa; Kinetoplastea; Trypanosomatida; Trypanosomatidae
Exons: 1
Coding region: 1-1071 (356 amino acids)
Source: RefSeq, a predicted model, not a curated record